Podarcis raffonei (Aeolian wall lizard) is the source of this 14279-nucleotide messenger RNA. Its product is annotated as IgGFc-binding protein-like. The record is from RefSeq and is a predicted model, not a curated record. The transcript has 32 exons. Gene Ontology annotation, molecular function: protein binding. Bases 186 to 14087 code for a protein of 4633 amino acids. NCBI's taxonomy places the organism in Eukaryota, Metazoa, Chordata, Lepidosauria, Squamata, Lacertidae.
AUUUGACUCUUGCAUUUUCCCAAAGCCCAACCCUUAUGGACUGUUGCUGCUUUCCUAAUAGUUAAUCGGGAGAUGGGCUUUGACUCCUUCAGCCUAUAAAAAGGGAAAGAGCAGCUGAGAGAAAAGGAGGGAGGACCAAAUUCUUCUUCAUCCAGCCAAGACAAGCUUACUUAGGGGCACAAGCUAUGGCAAUGAGGUUUUUGUUCCUCUUGACUGGUCUGGCACUAUUGAGUGGGCUGUGUACAGCAAGUUCCCAAGGAAAGGAAUUUGUCACAGCCUUCAUGCUGAACAUCAAACAGAAUCGACGCAAUACUAAGCUUGAGUUGCUCAUCACUGGGUACUAUCCUGCAACCACCGUCAUGGUCACAUCAAACAAAGCUACAUUCCAGAACACCGUUCCUGUCAAUGAAGGGGAAACUGUGUCCAUUGAGCUUCCAGCUUCCACAGAGAUGGUGGGGACAGACAUCUUUGACAGGGCUGUGACAAUCCAAGCAAACCAUGACAUCUCUGUCUUUUCCCGCAGCCACAAGGACUAUUCAACUGGUGCCAUGGUAGUGUACCCAGUCGAGCAACUGGGUACGUUGUAUUAUGUGGUAACCCCAGUGGGUGAAAUGGCAGACACUUUCAAGGAGUUUGCGGUUGUGGCCUAUCAAGCAGCCACUAGGGUCAACAUCCAUUUGACAGGGUCUGUGACAUUCAAAGGACAUGUUUAUCCCGCCGGGAGCAUUCUGGUUGUUAACCUCAAGGCCUUCCAAGCAAUCCAGCUGCAAAGCUUGCAGGAUCUAUCUGGCACCAAGGUUGAAUCAAGUGGACCUGUGGCUGUCUUGAGUGGGCACAGCUGUGCCAAGAACCACACACACUGUGACCAUGUUGUCGAGCAGCUCCUGCCCGUUUCACGCUGGGGUGCCGCCUUCCUUGUGCCCCCAGUCUCCUUCCAGAGCAGAUACGAUAUGGCAUAUAUCGUUGCAUCCCGAAACACUUCAGUCAUGUAUCAAUCCGGACCCACAGCAGGAAACUAUAAUAUGAGAGCUGGAGAAGCUAUUCAGUUGAGCAUCCAGCCCUCUCGGGCACUUUACAUCUCAGCUGACAGAGGAAUCCAAGUCCUUUUCUUCUUUGCUGGUGCAUCAAGAGGAAGGACGAUCUAUGACCCAUUCCUCAUCAAUAUUCCUCCACUGACAAGCUACUGUAGGUCAUACCGCAUUGAGGGAAUGGCCGGGUUUGAUAAUUAUGCAGUUAUGAUAGCCAAAACCUCAGAAACCGGUGAGAUCACAUUAGAGAAGAGGGCCGUUGAAAACAUCCAGUGGAGACCAAUCCCAGCCACAGAAUACUCCUCUGCUCAGCUCAGCUUGGGCAGAAAAGCUAGUUCCCUCUCCCUGGAGCACCCCAGCACUCCUUUUGGACUCUUCAUUUUUGGAGGCUCAUUCCGCGAUGGCUAUGGCUCCAUAGCUCUUUGCUCAUCUGUGUUUGAUCUAGACACAACCGUGGCUCCAUUAUCCUGCCCUGAGAACAGCCACUUUGAGGCCUGUGGAAGUGCCUGCCCAGCCACCUGCUCUCACAGAACUGCUCCCUCUGAGUGCACAGAGACCUGUGUGGAAAUCUGCCAGUGCAAUAGAGGCUACGUCCUUAGUGCCGAGAAGUGCAUCCCAGUGGAGAGCUGCACCAACACUUCUAUGGGUCCCACUGACCCCCCAAUAGCCUGUCCUGAGAACAGCCACUUCGAGACCUGUGGGAAUCCCUGCCCAGCCACAUGUUCAGACAGAACUGCUCCCGAUGAAUGCACAGAUGGCUGUGUGGAAAUCUGCCAGUGCGAUGAGGGAUACAUCCUUAAUGAUGAGAAAUGCGUCCCAGUCAAGAGUUGCCCCAGCACUUCGACAGUUCCCACCUCAGCCCCAGUACCCUGCCCUGAAAACAGCCACUUUGUGUCCUGUGGAACUCCAUGCCCAGCUACCUGUUCCGACAAAACUGCUCCCGAAACGUGCAAUGAUACCUGUGUGGCGGCCUGUCAGUGUGAUGAGGGCUACGUCCUUAGUGCUGAAGCCUGCAUCCCAGUGGAGAAGUGCCCUUGCAUUUACAAAGGUGUGAGCUACAGCGCAGGAGAGGAGUUCUGGGCUGAUGAAGGCUGUCGUACUCGCUGCAAGUGUGACUCCAAAUUAGGAAAGGUUACGUGCACCAAGUCCUCCUGUAAGGCCAACAAGAAAUGUGCCCUAGUGAAUGGCAUUUGGGGCUGUCAUCCCAUCAGCUAUUCCACCUGCAUAGGAACUGGAGACCCUCACUACACCACCUUUGAUGGAAAGAAAUUUGACUUCAUGGGAACCUGCAUUUAUCAAAUGGCCGGAGUCUGCUCCAAGGACCCCACUCUCACCCCGUUUUUGGUCACGGUGGAGAACAACAACCGAGGCAGCAAGGCGGUGUCCUUCACCAAAGUGGUGACACUAGAGGUCUACAACAUGACCAUCAGUCUGAGCCAAGAACAUCCACAGAAGAUUAAGGUGAAUGGAGUCUUUGUGGACCUGCCCUUCUCCUAUGGAAAGAAACUGAAGGUCUACAUCAGCGGAGUCCAUGGCUUCAUCAAAACAGACUUUGAUCUGAGAGUCAGCUUUGACUGGUACAGUUAUGCCAGGGUCAUUAUUCCCAGCACUUAUGCCAAUGCUGUGUGCGGACUGUGUGGCAAUGCCAACCAGGACCCCAGUGAUGACUUUGCUAUGAAGGAUGGAGCUCAGACAACAGAUGAAAUCCAGUUUGCAGACAGCUGGAAGUUGAAGGAGGUCCCAGGAUGCUCUGCAGGAUGCAGUGACUGCCCAGUAUGCAGUGAGGCAGAGAAGCAGACCUACAAGGGGGACCAGUUCUGUGGGAUCCUCAAGAGAAGGGAUGGGCCGUUCAGGCAGUGCCAUGAGACCAUUGACCCAACACCUUACUUUGAUGAUUGUGUUUUCGACACCUGCCAAUACAAGGGUCAUCAUGACACUCUCUGCAGUGCCAUCAGUGCCUACGUGACAGCCUGCCAAUCUUUGGACAUUGAGGUUGGGAAAUGGAGAUCAGCCUCUUUCUGCAGACUUCCCUGUCAACCCAAUUCCCACUAUGAGCUCUGUGGAAGCGGUUGUCCCAGCACAUGCCAGAACCGUUCCUCCACCAUAAAGUGUGGUGCACCAUGCGAUGCACCAUGUACUGAAGGAUGCUUUUGUGAUUCUGGAUUCGUGCUCAGUGGGGAUCAGUGCGUGCGUCUUGCAGAGUGUGGCUGUGUGCACCAGGGCAGAUACUACAAAAAGGGAGAGGAGUUUUAUCCCAGUAGCUCCUGCCAGGAGAAGUGCCUCUGCCUGGACAAUGGAGCCACCAAGUGCCAGCCUUUCUCCUGUGGAGCUCAUGAGGAGUGCAGGGUGGAGAACGGCAUCCAAGGCUGUCACCCUGCAGGUUAUGGUACAGCUAUAGCACUUGGUGACGCUCUUUAUAUUUCCUUUGAUAGACAAAGCUUUCGCUUCCAUGGCUCCUGCACUUACACCUUAGCCAAAGUCUGCAGCACAGAGCCUCGGCUACAGAAUUUCUCCAUUUUGGUGGAGAAUGAGAAGCUUGGAAAUGGACACCUUGCUCAGAUAAGGAAGGUUGUGGUCUCUGUUCAUCAGCACACUAUUGUCCUUGAAAGGGGACGGAAAUGGAUAGCUAUGGUGGAUGAAGAAUUCUGCACUUUGCCAGUGAAUAGAGAUGAGGGAAAACUCUGGAUCACGCAGGAGGGGAUCAAUAUAAUUGUCCAGGCAUCCUUUGGCCUCACGGUCCUUUAUGAUACCUCUUCCUAUGUCCAUGUGACUGUCCCCAGCACCUACCAGGGACACAUGUGUGGUUUGGGUGGCAAUUUCAAUGGUGACGAGAGGGACGAUUUCAUGCUGCCUAGUGGGGAAUCUGCACAAACGGUGGAUGAGUUUGGGGCCUCCUGGCAGGUCCCUCUGGAUGGUGCCAUCUGCUCCAAUGGCUGUGGUGAGGAAUGUCCCACUUAUGAUACAGCCCAGACAGCACCGUAUGAGAACGACGACUCCUGUGGAAUGAUCACGUCUGAGACAGGGCCAUUCAAAGACUGCUCCUCAUUAGUAAGCCCCUCGGAUUACCUUGAGCAAUGCCUGUAUGACUUGACCGUGGCCAAAGGGGAGCAGGAGUAUCUCUGCCGGAGCCUUCAAGCCUAUGCAGCUGCGUGCCAGUCUGCUGGAGUCAAGAUUGGAGCCUGGAGAACAAAGUCCUUCUGUCCCCUCACCUGCCCAGCCAAUAGUCACUAUGAGACAUGCACAAAACCAGUUUGCGAUUUCAGCUGUGCCAGCUUGUCCACUCCACUCCAGUGCACCAGAAAAUGCUUUGAAGGUUGUCAAUGUGAUGAUGGCUACUUGUUUGAUGGGGAUACAUGUGUGCCUACAGACAAAUGUGGCUGCGUGCAUGAUGGUCUCUACCUCAAAGCUGGAGAGAGCAUCUUCUCAAGCAAUUGCAUGGAGAAAUGCACCUGCGGUGACUUGGGCAAACUUACCUGCGUUAACAGCAGCUGCCAAAUAGACACCUGCGCACUUCAGGAUGGUCGUCGUGCCUGUGAGAGCAUGGAAGUUCUGGAGGGCGAGUGCAGACUCACCCCUGGAGCCCAGCUCCGUUCAUUUGAUGGUGCCUCAGGGAAGUACCUCUGUGAUGGAGUUUAUGACUUGGUCUCUGUUUGUGACGAAAGUGCCCCCUUCUGGUUCAGGGUGUCCGUGAGCAUUGGAAAGGACAAUGAGGAUGGCUUGGUAGCUGGGAGGGCAGUUUACAUUUUCUUCCCUGAUGCAUCCAUCACUGUCAAAAAGAACAACAGGACAUGGGUAAAUGGACGUCCAGUAAGCCUGCCAUACAAGGUCUCUAAAGAGGUGUCUGUGAGCAAAGUUCACGAUGGGAUGCAGAUUGACCAGGCCUCUCAGGUGCAGGUUCUCCUUCAUCCCAGUGGAGAGGUGAGAGUGAAAGUCAGGAAGUCCCUCGCAGGGAAGCUGUGUGCCCCAUGUGGAAACUUCAAUGACGACAGCUCUGAUGAUCUGAAAAUGCCCAGCGGGAAGGUGGAAACAAACGUUGCUGAGGUCCUACAUGCCUGGAAGGCCAGAGCCAUGGCCAAGAGGCUGCUGCUGCUUUUGACCGGACUGGCGCUCCUAUCUGGGUUCUGUGGAGCAGAUUACCGUGGGAAGGAAUUUGUAACAUGCUACCUGCAGAACUACUUGGCAAGCCAACAAAGUCCUAGGCUUGAGCUGCUUAUCACCGGGUAUCAUCCUGCAACCACCGUCAAAGUCACAGUGAACAAAUCUUCAUUUCAGAAAACGGUUCUAGUCUAUGAGAAAGAGACAGUGUCUGUUGUGGUCCCGGCCUCUUCGGAGUUGACGGGGAACAAUAUCUUUGAUGGGGUUGUCAGGAUCCAAGCUGACAAAGAUAUCUUAGUCUUUUCCUACAACUACAAGCUUACGUCAAGUGCUGCCACAGUCGUGUACCCAGUUCAUCAGCUGGGCAAACAAUAUUAUGUGGUAACCCCAGAAGGGCAUCUCUCAAACACUUUCAAGGAAUUUGCAGUUGUAGCCUAUCAGUUUCCUACUCAAGUCACUAUUCACCUGAAAGGGGCCGUGACAUUCCAAGGGAAAGUUUAUGCUGCAGGGAGCAGGCUUGUUGUUGACCUCAAAGCCUUCCAAGCAAUUCAGUUGCAAAGCUCAGUUGAUUUGUCUGGCAGCAAGGUUGAAUCAGAUUCACCCGUGGCUGUUUUGAGUGGGCACAGCUGUGCCAUACAGUUCUCAGAAUGUGACCAUGUCGUUGAGCAGCUCUUGCCUGUUUCCAGCUGGGGCACCACCUUCAUAGUUCCUUCACUGUCUUUUCAACCUAGAAUAGACAUUGUGUAUGUCAUCGCUUCCCAAAAUACUUUGAUCCAAUACCAGUCUGGGGUCAACCAAGGCUCCCGUCAUGCGGUGGCUGGAGAAAUCAUGCGGUUUGAGAAGCAGCCCUCUCAGGUCCUUUCCAUCUCUGCUGAUGUAGGAAUCCAGGUCCUUUUUUUCUACACUGGUACCAAUAAUGGAAAUUGCCAGUACGAUCCAUUCCUCAUCAAUGUUCCAGCCUUAACAAGCUAUUGCACGUCAUAUCACAUUGAUGGGAUUAGGGACUUUGAUAAUUUUGCUGUCAUCAUGGCCAAAACCUCAGUUUCUGGUGGGAUCACAUUGGAGAAAAAAGCCAUUACCAAUGUUGAAUGGGCACCAGUCCCUGGAACAGAAUAUUCAUUUGCUCUACUCAGCUUGGGCAAAGAAACCAGUGCCCUCUCUGUAGAACAUCCCACCACUCCUUUUGGGCUCUUCAUCCUUGGAGGUGCCAAAAGCAAUGGUUAUGGCUCCGUGGCCAUUUGCUCUUGUGACAAACCAGUGUCUCCGUGCAGCUUGAUCCAGUGCAGGAAGAAGGAGAAGUGUGAAAUCAUAGGAGGUGAUCCAGUGUGUGUGCCAGAGUCUGAAUCCAACUGCUGGGCCCAAGGAGAUCCUCAUUAUCACACCUUCGAUGGGAAGAAAUUUGACUUCAUGGGCACCUGUACCUACACUAUUGCCAAGACUUGUGGCUCGGAUGCAACUCUUCCUUCCUUCAGUGUUGAAGCCAAGAAUGAGAACAGGGGAGGAAAUACUCGUGUUUCGUACAUUGGCUCUGUGACAGUCACAGUCUAUAACACCAUCAUCAAGGCGGUCAGAAAUGAGAAAGGCUUUGUGAGGGUGGACAACCUGCGGUUCCGUCUGCCCAUCUCCCUCCAUGAAGGAAAACUCCGUCUCUACCAGAGUGGGAGCUCUGUCUUCAUUGAGACAGAAUUCUCCCUGAAGGUCUCCUAUGACUGGAACACCUACCUGGUGGUGAAGCUCUCCAGCAGCUUUUAUGAAAAUAUCUGCGGACUUUGUGGCAACUACAAUGGAGACCCCACUGAUGACUUCAACAAACCCGAUGGGGCCUUGGCUCCCAACCCCAAUGAGUUUGGAAAGAGCUGGAAAGUAGACGAUGGCGACAGGUUGUGUUGGGAUGACUGCCAUGGGGAAUGCAAAACCUGCUCCCCAGAAAUGGCCAAGAAGUAUGAAGGUGAACCAUUCUGUGGCUGGCUCAUCAAAGGAGAGGAUGGCCCAUUCAGCAAGUGUCAUGCUGUGAUCGACCCCAACCCCUAUCUGGGGAACUGUGUCUAUGACCUCUGCUUGAAUGAUGGGCUGAAGGAGCUUCUUUGUGAUGCGCUGAAUACCUACGCAGUUGCUUGCCAGGAAAAGGGAGUUGCUAUAUCUGACUGGAGGACCCGCACCGGUUGCCGUGCAUCCUGCCCCGAGAACAGCCAUUAUGAGCUCUGUGGGUCUCCAUGUCCUGCCACCUGCAAUGACCAAGCUGGGCCCAAGAAUUGUUCCUCAAUGUGUUGCGUGGAAGGCUGCCAGUGUAACGAGGGCUUUGUGUUGGAUGCUGGGAAAUGCAUCCCCAAGUCUGCCUGUGGGUGUGUGUUUGAGGGGAAGCACUUACUUCCCGGCGAGCACUUCUGGGGAGACAAGACAUGUACGAAAAGGUGCUUCUGCGACCCACAGACAAGACAAGUGAGCUGUCAGGCAGUGAGCUGCGGAAAGGGAACGGAGUGUAGGGUCGAGGGUGGCAUCCAGAACUGCUACCCAACCGAUUUUGGCAACUGCUCUGCCUCUGGCGACCCGCACUACAUUAGCUUUGAUGGCCGGAAGUUUGACUUCCAGGGCACCUGCGUGUAUCAGUUCACUGGGCUGUGUGAGAAGAGGGAAGACCUGGUCGAUUUCCAGGUCCUUGUCGAAAAUGACCAGCGAGGCGGCCAGUCUGUGUCCUAUACCCGGACUGUAGAGGUGAAAGUUUAUGGGGCCUCCAUUGUGAUGAGCAGAGGGAACCCUGCAAAAGUCAUGGUGAACGACUUGCUGACCAACCUGCCCUACAGCAUCGACAUCAACAGAAUCUCCGUAUUCAGGAGAGGGCAAGGGGCAGUGGUCCAGACAGACUUCCAACUGACCGUCAUCUUUGAUGGGAUCAGCCGGGUCACUGUGUCUGUGCCCAGCAGUUACCGUGGCGCCUUGUGUGGUCUCUGUGGGAACUUCAAUGGCAACAAGCAGGACGAUCUUACCAUGAAAGAUGGCACAGUGGCUCCACACCCAUCAGACUUUGGUCAGAGCUGGAAAGUGCGGGAGGUGCCAGGCUGCAGCAAAGGGGGCACGGAAGAAUGCCCUGCUCUGUCAGCCAUUGAGAAGAAUCAACGGAACCUCAACAAGGAGUGUGGGCUCAUCCUAGCCAAGAGCGGCCCCUUCAGAGAAUGUCACAGCAAAGUGGAUCCAGAAGGAUACUUCCAAGAUUGUGUGUACGAUUAUUGCUUCUUUGAUGGCCAACAAGCUGUGAUCUGCCAGGUCAUUGCCAGCUAUGCUGCAGCAUGCCAGGAAGCUGGGGUGACCAUCUAUCCUUGGAGAUCAGACACCUUCUGCAGUCUUUCCUGCGCUCCGAAUAGCCACUACGAGCUCUGUGCGAGAGGUUGUGCUCAGACCUGCGGCAGCUUUUACGCUACAGUCCCUUGUUCGGCUACGUGCCACGAAGACUGCGUGUGCGACGAGGGCUUUUUGCUGAGCGGUGAUCAAUGUGUGCCCACGUCCCGGUGCGGCUGUCACUACCAAGGACACUACUACCCGGCAGGAGAGACUUUCUAUCCAACCUGUCAGGAGCGUUGCAUGUGCCACGCUGGGGGGAGUAUUGGGUGUGUCUCAUUCUCCUGUGGCCCCAAUCAGGAAUGCCGGUUGUCAGAUGGUGUCCGGAAAUGCUACCCUGUGGGCAAUGCCACCUGUUCUGGUUCAGGUGACCCUCACUAUCUCUCCUUCGAUGGACGGGCCUUUGACUUCCAAGGCACCUGCACCUAUACCUUGGCUACAGUUAACACAGGCAACCGGCUUUUGAGAUCCUUUACUGUCAACGUGGAAAACGAGGCCUGGGGGAAUGGGAAGGUGUCCGUUACCAAGAUGGUUUCUGUCUCAGUCUACGGCGUUACACUUACAUUACUGCAGAACAAGCAAGGUCAAGUGAUGGUGAAUGGCUUGAUCUACACCGUCCCUAUAUCCUUGUCUGCUGGGCGGAUCAGAGCCUAUCAACACGGCACAAAAAUCCUGAUAGAAACUGACUUUGGUCUCAUUGUGAGCUACGACCUGGUUUACCGUGUGACAGUCACAGUCCCAAGUACUUACCAGAGUGAGAUGCGAGGCCUCUGUGGGAACUACAACGGGCAGAAGGAUGACGACUUCCUGCUACCCGAUGGGAGCACAACUUCCAAUGCAGGUGACUUUGGUGCUUCCUGGAAGGUUCCAGUCCAUGGGGCAGCUGGAUCUUGCUCAGAUGGAUGCUCUGGAAACAGCUGCCCAGUCUGCGAUGAAAGGAAGAAGGAGAUCUUCAAACAGCGCCACUACUGCGGGAUCCUCACUGCGUCUGAUGGCCCCUUCAGGGCUUGCCAUGGAAAGGUCGAUGCCAACGUAUACUUCAACGACUGCAUCUAUGACCUGUGCAUGGGCAACGGGGACAGCCAGAUCUUGUGCAACAGCAUCCAGAGCUACGUAUCUGCCUGCCAAGCAACUGGAGUCUCUGUUGAGCCUUGGAGGAGCCCUUGCUUCUGUCCUCUGCGCUGCCCUGCCAACAGUCACUAUGAGAUCUGCGCCCAGCUCUGCCCCACCUCCUGUGCCAAGAUCACAGACCCUGCACCCUGUCCGAAGACUUGUGCUGAGGGCUGCCAGUGUAAUGAUGGUUUCUUCUUUGAUGGUGUUGGCUGUGUCCCCGCAAAAGACUGUGGGUGCAUAAAGAAUGGACGCUACUACAAGCCCAAUGAGAAGGUUCUGCUGAAUGCAUGCCAGGAGAUCUGCCACUGCAUCCCAGGCCUGGGAGUGAUUUGUGAGGCCCACAACUGCGCUGCUGAUGAGAUGUGCAAGAUCCAAGAUGGAGUCAUGGGUUGCUUUAAUAAGGAUCCAUGUAAAUCCCUGAAGUGCCGAGAAAAAGAAACAUGCAAGAUUGUGAACGGCCAGGCCAAAUGCAUCCCUAACUUCUCAGGAAUUUGCUGGGCCUGGGGGGACCCACACUACCAAACCUUUGACAAAAAGAAGUUUGAUUUCCAGGGCACUUGCUCUUACACUAUUGCCAAGUACUGUGGGAAUGAUGCUACGCUGGUGCCUUUCACUAUCGAUGAGAAGAAUGACAACAGGGGCAACCAAGCUGUGUCCUACGUGCGUCUGACCAACAUCUAUGUCUAUGGGUACAAGAUCUCCAUCCACAAACAGGAAACUGGAAGAAUCCGGCUGAAUGACAACAUUGUCAGCCUGCCACUGACUCUUGAAUAUGGCAAGAUCAAGCUGUACCAGAGUGGCACCAAUGCUGUCCUGCAAACAGAUUUCGGCCUGCAAGUGACGUACGAUUGGAAAUGGCACCUGGUGAUCACUCUCCCCAGCAGCUACUAUGGGACCAUCUGUGGGCUGUGUGGAAACUUCAACCAAAACCCUGCAGAUGACAUGGCCUUUCCCAAUGGCACCAAGGCUGCCUCCAUCAUAAGCUGGGCCAGCAGCUGGAAAGUCAAGGACCGGGACCCCUUUUGCUGGGAUUACUGCCGAGGGAAUUGCCCAACAUGUGAUGAGAGCAAGAGGGCGCUGUAUGGAAAGGAAGAGUACUGUGGGCUGAUCAGCAAACCCUCAGGGGGCCCCUUCAGAGAAUGCCAUUCCACAGUGAAUCCAGAUGACUUCUUUGACAGCUGCAUUUAUGAUGUGUGUCUCAAUGGAGGAGCCAAGAACAUCCUUUGCCAGGCCUUGGAAGCCUAUGCUAAAACCUGUAGGAAAGAGGGUGCCACCAUAUAUGAUUGGAGGACAGCCUCUGGCUGUGCCUUGCCGUGCCCUCAGAAUAGCCACUAUGAGUUCUGUGGCAAUGCCUGCCCCGCCAGCUGCUCCGACCGCACGGCUCCCUCUUUCUGCACGCAGCCAUGCGUGGAAGCCUGCCAGUGCAAUGAUGGCUACAUCCUCAGCGUCGACAAGUGUGUGCCUGUCGGGAGCUGUGGCUGCACCUACAAUGGGCUCUACUACAAACCCGGAGAGGAGUUCUGGGCUGAUGAAACCUGUGGCUUCCGCUGCACAUGUGAUCCCACCCUGGGCUUUGCGGUGUGCAAACCAGCUGGCUGCAAAGCCAGUGAGCAGUGCACUGUGGUCAACGGAGUCCGGGGCUGUUAUCCCGUAAGCACUGCUACUUGCUCAGCAACUGGGGACCCUCACUAUACGACCUUUGAUGGGAAGAAAUAUGACUUCAUGGGCACCUGUGUCUACCAGCUGGUUGGGCUCUGCUCUAAGGACCCGACUCUCAGGCCUUUCAGUGUCAAUGUGGAGAACAACAACCGAGGCAACCCAAAGGUGUCUUACACCAAAGUGGUGACAUUGAAGGUCUACGAUGUAACCGUGAUUAUGAGCCAGGAGCAUCCGCGCAGGAUCCAGCUAUUGACACAGGAAAUUGAUGUCAAUGGCGUCUUUGUGAACCUGCCUUUCUACCAUGAAGACAAGAUAAAAGCUUACAUCAGUGGGAAUGAGGGCGUCAUCAAGACUGAUUUUGGCCUGACGGUAGCCUUUGACUGGAACACCAAUGCCAAAGUCACUGUACCCAGUACGUACACCAAUGCCGUUUGUGGCCUCUGUGGCAACAACAACUUGAACCCCAAUGAUGACUUGACCAUGAAGGAUGGGAGUCAUGCGUCCAGCAUCUCCCAAUUUGCAGAGAGCUGGAAAGUUGGAGAGGCCCCUGGGUGCACACCGGGUUGCACCACUGAUUGCCCGCCAUGUGGAGAUGCGCAGAAAGAAACCUACAAGGGUGACCAGUACUGUGGCAUCCUCAUCAAAAAGGAUGGGCCAUUCUGGCAAUGCCAUGAUGUCCUUGACCCAACACCCUACUUCACAGAUUGCGUCUUUGACACCUGCCAGUAUCAUGGUCAGCAUAAAAUUAUGUGUGAUGCCAUCAGCAUCUACGUGGCAGCAUGUCAGGCUCUGGACGUUGAGAUUGAAGAAUGGAGAUCAAACUCUUUCUGCAGCCCUGCUUGCCCACCCAACUCUUACUACAAGCUCUGCGGAAACGGCUGCCCUGCCACUUGUCAUGGUCUCUCGGCUCCUGAUUGCUGUGAGAUGUCCUGCAAAGAAGGAUGCUAUUGCAAUCCAGGGUUUAUCUUGAGUGGGGACCAAUGUGUUUCCAUUGGCGAUUGUGGCUGUGAGCACCAGGGCAACUACUACAAGAAGGGAGAGGUUUUCUACCCCGGUUCCUCUUGCCAGAAACGAUGCCAAUGUGCAGACAAUGGAGUUGUCCAAUGCGUGGACUUCUCCUGUGGGCCCCAUGAGGAAUGUAGGAUAAAGGACGGUGUCCACGGCUGUCAUCCUGUAGGGUCUGGUACAUGCAGUUUGGCCUCAGGCUCCCACUACCUAACUUUUGAUGGACGGGCCUACGACUUCCAAGGAACCUGCACUUAUACUUUAGCUAAAGUUGUCGGUGUGGGUUCUCAGCUGGCAAACUUCUCAGUGAUGGUGGAGAAUGAAAAGUCUUUUACCAAGAUAGUUGUGGUCUCUUGUCAUGGAUAUACCGUUGUCAUUGAGAGGGCAAUAAAGUGGAAAGUCAAGGUGAAUGGAGAGCUCUAUACGCUGCCCAUGAAGACAAACGAUGGGAAACUCUGGGCCAACCAGGAAGGCAACAAUAUCAUUCUCCAGUCCAACUUUGGUCUCCAAGUCCUUUUUGACACCUCCUCGUAUGUUCUGGUGUCUGUCCCCAGUAACUAUCAGGGACUUGUCAAUGGCCUAUGUGGCAAUUUCAAUAAGGACAAGACUGAUGACUUUACUCUACCCACGGGGGAAAGAACCCAGAAUGUGAUCGAAUUUGGGGCCUCUUGGAAGGUUCCCAUUGAUGGUAUCAGAUGCUCUGAUGGUUGUGGAGAUAAAUGCCCUGUCUGUGAUGCAGCCAAGACAGCGCCAUACCGACCGGAGAGUUCCUGCGGAAUGAUCCAAGCCCAAUCCGGCCCCUUCAGGAACUGUCACUCCAUGGUGGACCCUGCUGAAUACUUCAACCACUGUCUGUAUGACAUGUGUGCAGCCAAUGGUGCAGGAGAAACUCUCUGUAGGAGCAUCCAGGCCUACGUAGCAGCAUGUCAGGCUGCAGGAGUUACAAUUGGAGCCUGGAGAACAAACAACUUCUGCCCUCUCACUUGCCCAUCCAACAGCCACUACGAGUUGUGUACAAAGACCUGUGAUUUCACUUGCACCAGCUUAUCCUCUCCAGGCCGGUGCACAAAACAAUGCUUUGAAGGUUGCCAGUGUGAUUAUGGCUACCUGUUUGACGGUGACAGGUGUGUGGCAGUGGGGAACUGUGGCUGUUCGCAUGAUGGGCGCUACAUAAAGGCUGGCGAGACUAUUGUUUUUGAAGGUUGUUCAACCAGCUGCACUUGUCGCCCAACAGGCCAACUGGUGUGUGAGGGAACUAGCUGCCAGUUAGGAGAGAUUUGUCGCCUCCACAAUGGUGUGCGUGGUUGCAGGGGGCAGGAAGGCGAGUGCAUCAUCGUCCCUGGAGCACGGUUGACCUCCUUUGAUGGCGUCUCUGGGGGAAUCCUUUAUGAAGGAGCUUACGAGGUGGCUUCCCUUUGCAAUGAAAAUGACCUCUUUUGGUUCAGGAUCAUAGCAGUGGUCAAGAAAUGCAAUGAAAUGGAUUUGCCAUCGGUGUCGAUAAUACACAUAUUUUUCCAAAGGAUGCUUAUCACUGUAAAAACAAACAAGGAAGCAUGGGUCAAUGGGCACCAAGUGACGCUCCCGGCAAUGGUAUCUGCAGGUGUCUCCAUAAGCGUCUCUCAGAAUGGCGUCGUAAUUAAUUUGGCCUCCGAUGUAAAAGUUCUCCUCAGAGCCUGUGGGGAAAUGACAGUGGAAGUCAGCGAAAGCCUGGAAGGAAAACUCUGUGCCUCCUGUGGCAACUUCAAUGGAAAUGGUAUUGAUGACCUGAAGCUGCCCAAUGGGAACGUAGCAGGAAAUAUUGCUGAGGUCAUUGAUUCCUGGAAGGCCAAGGACUUCACUAGCUGUGAUGUCUGAUCCAAAGCGAGCGACUCUCUCUGCUGCUUAACUGUCGGUGUCAACUAUUUGCAACUGAACUCGGAGCAAAACUGUUCUGCAUAGAGUAUCCCUGGCUUCACAUCUUCGUGUUUUUCAACCUGCUAUCUGAUUGCCAAACAAAAUGAUGACACUUUUUCCUGAGAAUCAAUAAAUCCUCUCUUUUUUUGGAAA